Messenger RNA from Podarcis raffonei (Aeolian wall lizard), 3536 nucleotides. RefSeq names its product SEC16 homolog B, endoplasmic reticulum export factor (gene SEC16B). The record is from RefSeq and is a predicted model, not a curated record. Gene Ontology annotation, cellular component: ER to Golgi transport vesicle membrane; endoplasmic reticulum exit site. The transcript is spliced from 27 exons. Gene Ontology annotation, biological process: COPII vesicle coat assembly; autophagy; Golgi organization. Bases 429 to 3536 code for a protein of 1035 amino acids. Lineage: Eukaryota; Metazoa; Chordata; Lepidosauria; Squamata; Lacertidae.
GCCUGUGGGCGUGGCUAUGCUAAUAAGCCAGACAGAAGCACUGCUUGUUGACAUGAUGGGAUGUAGAGCCAUAAGCAAAGACUUUGUUUUAGUGAUAGGUGGUGAUCCCCUCUGCCGUUUGGAAACAGCCACAGGUAUCUUUGUCUCUGAGCAAGCAGGCCAGGCGCCCUUUGCCCGGCUUAAUCAGUGCUAUGGAAGUGGCUGGGACUUUGGCACAGGAAGAAGCAGGGAGCGUUGACCCAGCGCAGGCUCAGAGUUAGUGAGCCAUCAAGUGAUGUGGCAGGCGGACUUUGACAGCUGCCUUUGGGGACGAGAAGGACUGAGGCCGGCAUUUAGAGCUGUAGCUGGUGGUCUCACUUUUAAACAGGAAGCCGAAGCAGGUUUGGUAAGGAAAUCUGAACGAAAGCAGGCCCUGCAGAGAGUACAAGAUGGACCCAUGCGUCCCACCGCAGCAGCCCCAGCCACAAGGGAGACAUGUUCCCCAUGUGGAAGGCUACGAGAGGGGCCCAUGGAGGGCAGUUUCCCAUGGCAUUCCACCGCCUCAAUCCAGGCACAGCAGUGAGUGGCUGUACCACCAUGAACCCUGGGCUAGGCCUCAGCCUUGGCCAGAUGCUCGAGUAGAAUACCACCAUGCCGCCCAUCACCCAAGACUCCAGGACUAUAGGAGGCCAAACUCCAGAGCAGAGUAUUAUGAAAUUGGCUAUCCCAACCAGUCAUAUUCAAGGCAAGGUUAUGAAGACCACCACCGGACCUUUGUGGAAGAUUAUGCGCAUGGCGACUACCAGAGAUACCCCCAAACCUGGCAGAGUGAGAGAGAUCCAAGACAGAGAGAUACCUGGGGUGAAGGUACAAAUUACUGGGACCAGAACUAUUACAGAGAUCAACACCGGGUAGAAAGCAGCGGCUUUGCAGAGCAUCACAAUGGGACUCCAGUUUGGUCUAAGAGGCAUGAGUCCUACGAAGAUAAUUACGUUUCAAAGAAAGAUGGCACCUAUGAUAUAAAUUACAGUUAUCCUUUGCAACAAGGACAGAUUCAGGAUGAAUUCCAGUGGAAGUUCCAGGAGAACACCAGUGUUCCAGCGCAUGAGGUUCCAUUGCCUGAGGAACCAAGCAUGCUCCAAAAGUAUAAGGAAUCGGGCCUCAGCUCGAGUAGCUAUGAGCUUAGCCAGUACAUGUACGACCCCUCCAGCCUCUACGAAGCAGCUCCCUCCAAGGACUGGAGCCCCAUUCAGGCAGCAGAAGACCUGCCAGUUCCUCUUCACCCUGUGGCACCUCUGAAGUUUCGAGUCCCCCAUGUACCUGUGUGCUUUGGAGCUGCGGGGCAGCUGGUCCGAGGAUGUCCUAAUUACCCACCAGAUGGGCAACCUGCUCUUGUCGAAAUGCACAGCUUGGAGGUGAUCCUACAUGAUACAGCUGAGCAGGAAGAACUGAGAGUUUUCCCAGGACCUCUAAUCAGGGAGGAUCUGCACAAGGUGGACGUGAUGACGUUUUGCCAGCGCAGAGCAACUGUGGGCUGUGACCUGGACUCCAGCCGAAGCAGAGAUUCUGCCCUGCUUUGGAAACUCCUCCUCCUCCUUUGCCGGCAGAACGGGUCCAUGGUGGGCUCAGAUACAGCUGAGCUGCUAAUGCAGGACAGCCGGCGCCGGGAAAGGUACAAAAGGCAAGAGCCAGCAGCCAACCUGAUCAACCUGACGGAUGAGGAGUGGCCAGUGCAGGGCUGUGGGACUCCAGACCUCCUCACAGGGGAGAUUGUCCCAAGUGCCGCCACACCAGAGCAAAGAGUGGAGAAGUUCACCAAACUCCUCUUUUACGGCAGGAAAAAAGAAGCUCUGGAUUGGGCCAUGAGAAACCAUCUGUGGGGCCACGCUCUCUUUCUAUCAAGCAAGAUGGACCCGAGGACCUAUAGCUGGGUCGUGAGUGGGUUCACUAGCACUCUGGCCUUCAAUGACCCCCUACAAACGCUUUUCCAGCUCAUGUCUGGAAGGAUACCUCAGGCAUCCCUGUGCUGCGCCGAUGAGAAAUGGGGCGACUGGAGGCCACAUCUGGCUGCUAUCCUGUCCAAUCGAGUGGGGGAGGCAGAUCUGAACUCCAGAGCCAUUGUCACCAUGGGAGAUACGCUGGCUGGAAAAGGAUUAACAGAAGCUGCUCACCUCUGCUACCUGGUGGCAGACGUCCCCUUUGGCCACUACGGAGUCAAAACAGACCGCAUGGUGUUGCUGGGCAGUAGCCAGAGCCAGACCUUUGCCCAGUUUGCCAGGACAGAGGGCAUCCACAGGACAGAGAUCUUUGAGUACUGCCAGUUGCUGAGGAGUCCCCAGGCUUUCAUUCCCUCUUUCCAGGUUUACAAGCUGAUCUAUGCCUCUCGCCUGGUGGACUGCGGCCUUCCUGCCCAGGCCUUGCAUUACUGCGAAGCGGCAGCAACAGGGCUUCUUGCUCAGAAGCAGAACACGUACCCUGUCCUCCUGGAGCAAGUGGUCAAGCUGGCCGAGCGCCUGAAACUCUCUGACCCCUGCCUGCUAGAGAAGCCCGUGCAAGAGGCGAUUUGGGAACCGGGUUGGCUUUCGGAGCUCCGAACCAGAUGUCGGCAGUGGGAGGAGGAAGGAAGUCUUUGCAAUGCCAACUGCACCCAGCCGGAAUUUCCCAGAACCAGUGGAUCAACACCAGAUUUGGCUCCCCGUUCUGAGUUUGCACAAAGCCAAGGCUGCUUGAAGGACCUGGAGCCUCAUCCUUCGACUUACCUGCCACCGGUGGACACAGCUCAGGACCAGCCCGAUGUGGGACAGAGAAGGCCUUUCUAUCCUGGGCCUCCUGUAGAUACAACUGAUGCGGGUGUGGAGACUUGUCUUCCAGGAAGUGACCACGGUUAUGUUUCCCCUCCUGGAGGACAUCCAGCUGACCUCUCCUCACAUCAGCCACCAGGGGGCACUGCGGAAUCCUGUGGCCCGUACCACUUCCUGGGUGAUCAGGAGAGCAUUCCGGAGCAUCAGAACACUUUAAAUGCCCGGACUCGGACCAUUUCUGAGAGUUCCACAAUAUCCAUGGUCGAGGAUGCCCCACAGCUCCCAGAAGCAUCAGGGGAGGAAGCCACAUCAGAGAAGCUACCACAGGAUGAAACGGAACAAAAAGAAGCAAAGGCCUCUGGGUCUGGCUGGUUCCGUUGGUUCCGAUCGAAACCCUCUAAAGAAGCUGAACCCUCCAAAAAGCAGGUGACUUCACAACCAUCCCUUCCUCCUGUGGAGGAGACAAGGCCUGCAUUAGUUCCUCCUCCAGCUGUUCCUCACCUGCCACCCACAGGUGUCAACCCUCUCCCCAAAAGCUCUCUUCGUGCCCAAACUCCACUGGGCCAUAGCAGCAGGGAAGGCUCCAUGUUUCCAGAUGCCGGAGGCCAGGCUACUUUCUCCAUCCCUGAUCAUGUGCCUCCACCCCCAAGAGGAGGGGCAGUUCCACUUUACCGUCCUGCUCAGGUUACCACGCCAGCAGCCUCAGGCACCGGCCCAAGGAUUUUUCAGCGGCGCUACCCACCUCAUCCACAAUAA